This is a messenger RNA of Gambusia affinis (western mosquitofish), 3425 nucleotides long. RefSeq names its product transient receptor potential cation channel subfamily V member 1-like. Gene Ontology annotation, biological process: calcium ion import across plasma membrane. The transcript is spliced from 15 exons. Gene Ontology annotation, molecular function: calcium channel activity; protein binding. NCBI's taxonomy places the organism in Eukaryota, Metazoa, Chordata, Actinopteri, Cyprinodontiformes, Poeciliidae. Bases 618 to 2984 code for a protein of 788 amino acids. The record is from RefSeq and is a predicted model, not a curated record. Gene Ontology annotation, cellular component: membrane.
UGCAACAUGUAAAUUAUAGAAUGUUUAAUCAAUAAUCAAUAUAUUUAAGGUUGUAUUUUCAUUUUUGUUUCCCUAUUUUAUGAUAUUCUUCUGUUUUCUGCUGUAUGUUAUCCUGUUGUGUAAUAUUUAAUAUUUUCUGAACAAGCAAACUCAAACUGUCCAUAAGAAAAAAUCAAGAAGAAAAUUAGUACUACAAUUUAAAAAAUGUAUAUUGUACAAUCUAUAAUUUAAAUAUUGUGUGAUUUAAACUGGCCAAAACGGUUAAGUUGUGAAUGUAAUUUUAAUUUUAUUAUGAAGUAUUUUGAUCUCAGUAACAUUUCUGGGUUUUACUGAAAAAAAACAACAAAAAUUCACCAGAAACACCAGCAAAUUUUCAUCCUUAAAAUAACAAAAUUUCCACUUAACUUGAUAUUUUGGUCUGUGUAAUGAUGUAAUUUUAAAAUAUUAAAUGAUUGAUAAAUUGAUCAGUUUCUCAGUACUUUUUAAUUGAGUGAUUUUCGUGCUACUUUUUACUUUUACUUGAGUGAAACAUGUUGAAGUGUCUCUGCUGUGACAGUUUCUGGUUCUCCGGUUAAGACCAGAAACACGGGGAGGGCGGAGCGUCGCUGAAAAACUCCAUGACCUCAUGCUUGCCUCCCGUUUGUUCCUGCGACGCUCCGCCUGGGGAGCUGCAGCUCCUUCACCUGCUGCCUCAUCAGGAGCUGCUGCAGGUUUUUUCCACAAUGGCGAAAGGAGGGAAGGGAAACGGAGAGGACCAGGAGGAACCUCACAAAGGUCCAGACAAGGAGGAAGGAGGUCUUGUGUCUCUGCUUCACAGUGAGAACUCAGAGACGGUUCCUGUGCCCAUGGACAGCAACGUCUUACUGCCAAGACGGCCAUCUUGCCCCGCCGGCAGCAGCACGAUGUUCACCAGGGAGAAACUCUUCACGGCGGCGGCCCAGGGCGACGCCGCCCAGCUACACGGCCUGCUGGACUUCCUGCAGCUUCACCAGAAACGGCUGACGAGCCCAGAGUUCAAAGAUCCAUCCAAUGGGAAAACGGCGCUCCUGAAAGCUUUUCUGAACCUGAAGGACGGCAGGAACGACGCCAUCGAAGUCCUGAUUGACGCAGCAGAGAAAACGCUGGACUCUGAAAGCUUCAUCAACGCAGCUUACACUGAUCCUUAUUACAAAGGUCAGACGGCCCUGCAUGUGGCCGUUGAAAGACGAACGCUGUUCUACGUGAAGCUGCUGGUCCAGAAAGGAGCAGACGUCCAAGCCAAAGCCAACGGGACUUUUUUCCAGCGCAACGCAAAGCUGGGCUUUUAUUUUGGCGAGCUGCCGCUGUCUCUGGCCGCCUGCACCAACCAGCCGGAAGUCGUUUCGUUUCUCCUGGAGAACCCGUACCGGAGAGCCGACCCGGCCGACCGCGACUCGCAGGGGAACACCGUGCUGCACAUGCUGGUGGAGAUCGCCGACGACUCGGCGGAAAACACGGAGACGGUCGCAGAAAUGUACGACAAAAUCCUGGUUCUGCAGCACAAACUGAACAGCGAAGUCCAGCUGGAAUCGAUGGAGAACAACGAAGGUCUGACUCCGCUGAAGUUGGCAGCCAAACUCGGCAAGAUCGGGCUUUUCCGCCACAUGUUGAAUCGGGAGUUCGUGGCGGAGGAGACGCGGCGGCUGUCCCGGAAGCUGACGGAGUGGGUCUACGGACCCGUCCACUCCUCCCUCUACGACAUGAGCUCCAUGGACACCGCAGAAAACAACUCGGUGCUGGAGAUCAUCGUGUUCGGGAGCGAAACCCCGAAUCGCCCAGAGAUGCUGCAGAUCGAACCUCUUCGCAGUCUUCUCCAGGACAAAUGGCAGAGAUUCGCCUCCAAGCUGUUCCUCCUGAACUUCUUGUCUUAUUUAAUGUACCUGGCCGUCUUCACCGCGGUGGCGUACUACAGGAAAGACGGACAGCCGCCGUUCCCAGUGGAAAACGUCCCAGCUGAUCACCUCCGCUGCGUCGGUGAGAUCAUCAGCGUCCUGGGAGCAGCCAGGUUUCUCUACAAAACUAUAACCAUUUUCAGGAGGAACCCCCCAAACAUCAGGUCUCUGUUUACUGAUGGAUUCACUGAAAUUCUGUUUUUUCUGCAGGCGGUCCUGCUGCUGCUGUGUGCGGUCCUGUACUGCUGCGGGCGGACAGAAUACGUCGGGCCGCUCGUCUUGUCUCUGGCUCUGGCCUGGAUGAAUGUUUUAUAUUACACACGAGGCUCCAGGCAGCUGGGGAUCUACAACGUCAUGAUGCAGAGAAUGAUCCUGGGCGACCUUCUGCACUUCUUGUGCAUCUACGUCGUCCUGCUUUUUGGAUUUUCUGCCGCCGUCUGCACCCUCAUCGACGACUCACCUGCAGGGAGUCCGACCAACGGCCCGGUUCCACUGCCAAGGAGCUUUAACGUCGAAACGUUCAAAUGCGAGAAGCCGAGCUACAACGACAUCGGCUUCACCACGAUGGAGCUGCUGAAGUUCACCAUCGGGAUGGGCGACCUGGAGUUCACCGACCACGUGCAGAACAAGACGGUCUUCUACGUCCUGCUCAUCUGCUACAUCGUCCUCACCUACAUCCUGAUGCUCAACAUGCUCAUCGCCCUGAUGGGGAACACAGUGGAGAGAAUGACGGAGCAAAGCCAAACCAUCUGGAACCUGCAGAGAGCCUUCACCAUCCUGGACAUGGAGAGGACUCUGCCGCGGUGGCUGAGGACGAAGCUGCAGUCCAGAGCGUCAGAGAUGGUCUGCAUCAGGAACGACCAGGACGACCCUCGGAGAUUCGUCAGAGUGACAGAAAUGAACUGGAAUAAAUGGCGAUCGGAUCUCGGCGUUAAACUGAAGGAAGAACCUGCAGAUCAGCUGACGACCGCAAGAACUGAGGAGGAAACCUCUGGGAAUCCAUGGAACGUGAACGUUCUUCUCCAGAGGAUUCGCUCCAGACGACGCCAACAGGAAGACAGCUGCGUUCUCUAACUCAAACUCUCUUAUUUUUAUUUCUUUAACACAUUUCUCAUAACUCAACAUAAUUCUUCUUUGUCUUAAGAAACUUUAUUAUAGGCACAUUUAAUCACAUCUUUAAAAACAUGAAUGUAUUUCCAGAAAUGUUCAAGCUAAUAUCUUGUAUAAUUGAAUGUGUUUCUUCUGUUACCUGUUUAUUUAGACAUUAACUGUGAAGGUGAUCAUAAUGCCAAGUUAAAACAUUUAAACAGACUACCUCAUGUGGGAGGAAAGUUUUUCUACUGAUGAGUAAAAUCUGAUCUGAUUUUAUUAAAUAAUGUUUAGAUUUAACAGAAGUCAAUAUAUUUAUAUCUAGUAAAAAACGCUCACUGCUAAGCAGAUAAAAAAAAAAAAACUCUGCAUUAAGUCAGUUUGAAGAAUCAAAAGUUUUUCACAAUAAAAGAUACUAAAAAGUUU